GUUGCAACUCCUUCUGUGUCCUUCCUCUAUGGUAGCACAUACAUAUGAGUUUUGUGUUUGUCAAAUAUCAACGUGUCUCGAUGCCUAUUAAGACUUUAGGUUGAACUCCCUCGGAAGUCAGUCCUUAUAUAAACGCUGGAGCUGUCAAAUGUUCCCUGAAACACUGUGCGCACUUUUUUUAACCACAUCUUGGCAACAGUCUGACAGGGUAAUUAUUCUGUGCUGAAACGAUCACCAUAAGCGAGUAUGUAAACAAGCAGCCGUCAGUUUCUAAUUUCCCACUAGACACAGAGGAAACCUUCGAUGACUCUGUGGAAUUCCACAGUAGUGGUUAUAAAUAUUAUUUUACUCACAACUAUACGGAAAUGAUUUUACCUUUCAUUUACAUUAUUGAAUAAAGUAUUGUCUAUUUCGUGUUCUUACUGCAAUUAUUAUUUAAGGCAGUCACUGUGGGCACCUUUGGUUGGAUUUUCUCCUCUACAAAUAUAGUUAAUAUAGAAUAAAUGAAGUUAAAAAACUGAAUAGUUAUCCUUGUGUGUAUUUUUUCGUAAUAACGAAAAUUGAAUUCAUGUCUUUGAAUAGGAAUUAAGCCCUAGUGUCUUACACCAAGUUAUAAAUGCAUUCUAUAGUUUGCAUAAUAUAUCAUAAUAACGACAGCUACAUAAUAAAAUCGCGACGGGACGGUAACAUUCUUGUCACUGUAUCCACUUGCGAAGAAAGGAGACUGGAAGUCUCUUUUACUCAUUACCCCAUGAAUUUAUUCGCAGACCGCUGAUGGCCGUGAAAAAGUGGAGAAAAAUUAAAUCAUACAUUAUUAAAGUAUAAAUUAAAUCCACAAUCAGACAAUUCCAGAAAUUCAGAAAAACUGAACCAAUCACGAUCGAAGUCUCCCGGCAGCGUUAUCAGUCACCGAGUUUUGAUGGGUACAGUGGUUGGUUAACUUAACUACAUAUAGGAACUCCUAAUAUCAUAUAAACUUAGAAUCGUUCCUUGAGUGAGAAGUCCGCAGUGCACACGGUGAUGGGGCGAACGGAUAUAUGCUGUGUUUCCCGUGGCUUACAGAGUCUUAUCGGGGUGCUGGACGGAUAACGAAUGGCAAAUUUAUUUACAUCAGUGUUCCAUAACUCCUUAUUAAAACCCUAAAUUAAUAUUUUUAUAAUCACUACAAAGGUCUGAAGCAAACAUCGCUGGCAAUCAGAAUUAUGGUAAGCGAAAGUAUGGAAUAAGGGCGUUGCCCCUGCGGAAUAUGCCAGAUUAUUUUGGCGUCAACUGGAUCGCCUUUGCAGCUAGAAACUCUCGUAUACAACGUAGGCCACAGAGUUAAAUUGGAGGUGAAAUUAACCCUCGGAAAUAUAGCUGCUGUUAUGAAACAAAAUGUACUUACAAGAGGAGGCUACAGAAAUGGGACGUAGACGAAAUGCGUCGAGAACGUGGACACAACUAAAUCCAAAAUGCUCCAAGCCCGACUACAUGGCAAACAGGCAACCAAAGGCAUUACGUAAUUUCGUGCUGAAAAUACCAACAGGUGUGAUCAAGGGAAGACUGACUGGAUUUUAUGGGGACUAUCAUGUAAAUGGUGACUCCAAAUAGGGGAAAUAUUCACUCAAGGAAAAUAUUACGCAACGGAGUGAAAGACAUAACGGUGACGAUAACAAUUCUUGUCAGGAUUGUUAGAAUAAAUUUUGACAUGAAAUUUAUGCCACGGCAAUACGAAGUGUACUUCCGUAUUGCUUUUACCCAAAUACCAAAAGGGAACCCGUGAAGGUUGUCGGACUAAAGAAUUUCUGCCUAAUUUCACUUUAGCCAUAUUAAAAUGGUUUAUGUAAUCUAUGAAAACAAAAUGUAUACGAAUACUUCAUUUAACAUAACAUAACUGCAUAUGCUUUUAUGAUUGUACGCAGAAUCUGGUGUGCAUAAUGCAAUGUGAAGGCCCAAAAAGUAAUGUUUAACUCUUAAGUUUAAUUAAUGAUAAUAAUAAAAAUAUUUUCAUAUAGCGCUUUUGACUAAGAUGAAAGAGCUUAACAUUUUGACCCCUCCCCGGUCAUUGAGCAAAUUAAACAUUCCGAAUACCAUCUCAGCCAGCUCCGUGGGGGGUAUUCAGCUCAAUGCUGCCAUUUCGGCGCAAGACAGCUAAAUCCAAUCACAAUAUCUGCUCUCACAGGUACCCAUUGACUCCUGGGAAAGGAGAAGCAAUGAGCGAAAAAUUAGUGCCUUUCCCAUGGGCACAAAUCCCUGGGAGACAGGGGGUAUAUAUCCUCCACUGUUGAGGUGGGAAGGAUGGGAAAUUGAGAUACGCCCCCACACACUUUUUUGAGGUAAGCAAAAAGUUAAAGCGGAUUGUGAAGAAUUUUUUGGACUUCCAUCUACUCAAAUGUAUUCAUUAUCACUCAAAAAAUGGAAACCAAUUUUAAAAAGCCAUAUGCCAUUCUGAAUACAUCAACGUCAUGAACAUCGACUUCUAUUAUAGAGUCAUAUGGUACCAUCCCCCCGCUUUUCAAAUUUCCUGGCGGGGUAAGUCAUCCCCCACCCUUCCCCAUCCUCUAUCCCCCAUCUGCCCAAUUUCCGGCACAUAUUUACGUCACUGGCCUUGCCCACACACACCCUAAUCCUGAGCUGCACUCGAAAAACUCUCCAGUCAGAUUGACCCAGAGUAGGGUCCCAUUCGGCGUGACCCUUUUCCGGGCCAAAUUAUGACCCAGAAAGGGGGUCAUUUUUGGACCCAGAAAAAGGGUCACGCAGAACAGGACCCAAUUCCGGUUCAAUCUGACCCGGGAGUUUUAGAGUGUAGAUUCAACCCAUAAUCUGCAGAAUUACACGCAAACAACGAACUCAGUUGCCUAGACGACUAGGCCUCAGCACUCCACUGUACUUUUCAUCGCAAGUCCUAUUUGGACCUAUACUGAAAAUUACCUUUGCAUGUGCUAGUAGUCCCACGUUUAAAUUGUGUACGGCCAAGGCGCAUGUGCCUUCUUCCCAUCGCGUUCAAUACGUAUGUAAUGUUUCAUAUCAGUAUAUGAAGCUUUUUGACGGAAGGAAAAUGAAACACUCUAAGAAAUUCGCCUUUCUUUCAUUUGUCUUUUUUUUGGGGGGGGGGUACGGCCCAGUUUGCUUCCCCCUUAUCCGCCCUCGUACAUUCCCGUUGUUUAACAUCAGAUAUUGCGUGGUCACUCUGGCAUCAACUGGCUUUGCCUGUUUUGUUCCGCAUUAUGAAUCGAACAACAGCUCCGAGGAAACAACAAGAUAUUGAAAAGGUUACAAAGAUUUCAUGAGCAGGCCUCCGCCUGUAACCCCGUGACUAGUUCGAAGGCGCCAGCGUGGUGCAGAUAUGACGUCACGAUUUUAAUGUCAUCAGCGUAGCGAAUCAGGACUUGUGUGUUCUGUGCAUCACGUGCGGUGAUGCCCACUUAAUAAUCACUGGUCAUGUAAUUGCAAAUAUAAUAUCGGGUGACCAUUUCAGGUGAUCUCAGAAACCAAGGGGCGCUCCCGGGGGGCUGUGCUCAUGCUCAUCAGAAGCUACAAGUGUUCAACGCUGUGAGACACCCGACAUUGAUAUUGCCCAACGAUGGUGCCGCAGGGCGCGGCAGAGGUGGUGGGACUGGUGACGGUGUCCAUGGCACAAGCACCAACCGUGAACGACUCGCUCAACUACAGUUUGCCAGCAGAAGACGACGACUAUAGCAGCUCCAACUACUACUACUCAUCUGCGUACUACAUCUACAACAGCAUCUUGUUGCAGCAAAGGAUGGAUUCCUGGGCUCCAAUCGUGCUGUUCUCUGCCGUCUUUCUCAUCGGUGUUCCCGCCAACGCCCUCGUCAUCUUCGUCUUGGCGCGGAACAGGACCAGCACGUCCAACAUCAACAUGUACCUGCUGAACCUGGCGGUGGUGGACUUCGCCUUUUUGCUGUUCAUUGUACCCAUCAAGUUGAACACUUACAUCGUUUCGUCCCGGCACAUGUGGAACUUGGGCACAGCCAUGUGCAAGCUGAGCAUCUAUGUGGUGUACGUGAAUAUGACGGUCAGCAUCCUGACUCUAGUCGCCCUGGCCAUCAACCGGUACAACGCCGUCAUGCGUCCCGUCAGCUGCCGAAGCAACAGGAGCAAGGCACAUGCCGUUGCCAUUAUCAUUGUGAUAUGGGUGGUGUCUCUGUCAAGUCAGAGCCCGGCUGUCGUGGUUGCAGAUGUCGUUGUCAUGCCUGUGUCGCACCGUGCGCCAAUUACCCCCGUCUGUCUGGAGAAUUGGCCCACAUACGAGGCCGUGCGAGCCUUCAAAGGCGUCAACUUUGGCGCCUUCUACUGCGUGCCGCUGCUGGUGGUGUCCAUCUGCUACCUGCGCAUGGCCAGGGCGCUCCAGCGCAGUGCUCACUUCACGCGUGCCGAGAGCGGCGGGGAGUCGGCCCUGGCGUCCGGCCUCCAGCGUCAGCAGACCUCUCGCCGGAAGGUGGCGCGCAUGGUGCACAUCCUGGUGCUGGCCUUCGCCUUGUGCAUGCUGCCCUGGCAUGUCCUCAUGUUCAUCACCAGCGAGCCGUCCAUCGUCCUCGACUCUACCUUGAUGCUCUACCUGGGCAUCUUCACCCGGCUGGCUGUCUAUCUCAACUCCUGCCUCAACCCGCUGCUCUACUCCUUUUUCAGCCAGAAUUUCAGGGCCAACCUGAGGAAGUCCUGUGCGUGCCUGAGCAAGUUGACGCAUCGCAAGAAGAUCUUCACGCCCAUCGAGGUGGACUUCAAGGAGGUUGCAGGCGGGCUGGACGACAGCGCUAGAACCUCUGCCACGUCUGGACACCAGCGGUCAUUUACGUCUAUCCUAACAAGGGCUUGUUAACUCUUAACACAGUCUCCAGCAACGUUACGGUACCGUGUACCGAUUCCAAAACGGACUUCAGAGCUUCACGGGUCAGUGAACAUAAACACAGACCAAGGAAACGUAGCGAACAGCCACAGUUCCGCGUGCAGAACAUUUUUCAACCACACUGGAGCUGCGAGUCAUAGAAGCAAAGCACGUGACUCCCGGUCAUCGACAAAGGUCGUCAUUUACGUAUUUGGUCCUUACCCAAUGGUAACAAUAGUCCUAUGAAUGACGUUUUAUUACUGUGUGACAUACGUUCUGUAAAAUCAUAUUUACUUAAGUGCAUAUUUAUCACUCAUUUCUCAGCGUUCGAAUAGGCUUAAUUGGAAAUUUUGAGACGCUUGGGGGCGGCAAGCAUACCGGUCCUCUGUAGCAGUUCUGAUAGCUGAGCGUUGUUUUACGCAUGCAUGCAUAGGCCGUGUCAGAAACGGGCGUCCAGAGAGCUACGGCUAGAUUUAUUGUCUACGCGUCUCCACGCAUUUCCAAUGGAGUAAAACCUAGCUCUAGCUCUAGACAGUAGAUGCAGCCAUAGUUUUGGGCACGUAUAAUACUGUGAAAAAGACCAGUCGUAUGUCUGCUGCCACAAGCGUCCUAAAUUCUCCCGUUAAAAACAAAAUACACGUGUCUAUAUUUCUUAAGGAAAAAACUUUUGUCACACAUCUUAAGACCAGUUUGCUGACUGCAAACUGUUCAGUGAUAACAGCACUUUUACAACGUGCCUUUGGCUUCUUGUCCCUUCGAAAAUGGCACAGGACAAUUAAAAACAGAAGAAAAUGUACACAUAAAACAGUCGUUGAUUGUGGCGUCAUGACCAAGCCACAAACGCCUGCGGAAGAAUCAACACGUUUGCAGUUUGACUCCCACUUUAGGACACGGUAAACAAACUAGUUGGCUUGACUUCAUCCGGACCAAGCGGGUUAAUGGACUGCCACAAAUAAGGAAAACUUGAAGGCGAGAGACGGGUGAACAAUGCAUACAAUUAUUAAAAGAAUAAGGAUAAUGGAGAAUUACAGCACUAGAGCUGAGUGCGAGUGAAAAGUUGGUUGGAGGGAUGCCCAAAGGACUGAGAAAGAGAAGGAGAGUUAAUCCGAUUCGACGCCAUUACUGCGGUGGCACCGCACUCACACUCACAUUCUUUAGCUUGAUGUGUACGUGCAUAUGGCAAAUCACGAUACCUUAUUUGUCAAGGAGGCAUGUAACGCGCACGUACCGCCUGUCCACGAGCGUUGUGCCGCCGCAGUAAUGCCUUUUCAUUCUGGUCGCCGGAUUCUAUUGGGGUACAGAGCAAGUGGGCAAGGCCAUGAUGAUAACGACGAUGGUAAAAGUUGAAACGGAUAAAGCGCAAAGAGACAUAAAGUGGAGGCAUAAAGCAGUAAUUCAAAGAAGGAAAGGGUAAAUUAUUAUUACUCAAAGAAAGAGGGGAUUGUUGAUGUGCGAGUUGCCAAUGAUGAGGCAGGGAUGAAACAAGAAGAGAAACUGGACUGCAGGCCGAAUCAGAGAGUGGAGUCAUUGAUCGGUCAGGGCGCCAAUCCAAUGGAAUUUGAUUUUCGAUCUGAUUUAAUGACUCCUCUGAGCAGCCGGAUGCUGUUUCGCGGUAGAAUGAAUUCGGUAAGCGCUAAUUCAGCCCAAUAUUCAAUCAAAAUGCUGCAAACGAGGGGAAAAACACUCUGCUUCCUCAACCCAACCCCGGCAAUGAAGGGAAAAUUAACCCCAAUGGGCCUUAUAUAGUUCGCAACAUGAAAGUUCUUAUUUUGGCCGAAAGGUGUUAUUGCGCUUCUGGCGAGAAAAGGAGAUUCCGCCGAAUUUUGGAAAGUGCAGAUUAAAACAGCGUUGUCUUCAACAAACCUCAGGCAGCGAAUUGCCGAAAUACGGUCCCAGCAAACGAGGUAGCCAUAGAUGAUCAGAGAUUGUUCAUCAUUUUGUUUUUACACUUGCAUGCGAUUGUUUUUUCUUCAAAAGUAAUCGUCUCGUAUUUUCAAGAAAUAAUGUAGUGCUUAAUUUGUACCAUUUAAAUUCGUGCACGAAUAUUUCUCACUUUUCGCCUCACAUUUGCACGUGAUGGUUGUGUGUGUUUAUUAAUCAAUUUUAAUUAUAGUGUGUGUAGCCUAACUAUUUCCGAGUGCUUGACUACGCCGUGUUUCGAUUUGUCUGAGUUCACAAAUUAUUAUUCAGGUAACAAUUUUUGCAUGAUUUGGUAUAAAAUAUCGUAUAUGAAACAUUGAAGGAAAAUGCUUAUCAGUAUUAAAUGUAGCUUCGUGCUAAAAACAAAAACGCUGUGCCUAAUUAAGCUGAAAUCGGAAAGGAAUCCCACAAUUUGAAUCACAAAACUCCGUUUCCGAUUAAUCAAUCAUGUAUUGAUCAUUUAAUCAUCCAUGUAUACUGCCUUUGAGCAAUAAUGAAGCUAGCACUCGAGGCAGCUAAACGAAAUCAAAUGAGAUCAUAGCGUGUUGAGGUCAGUUUUUGCUCGGUCCGUGGGAAGAACCUAUGGUGACGCUGCAACCAUAGAUGUAUGUACUGCUGGGUGAAAGGGUCAGUCGGAGGAAAUGAACAGCCGGAGAGAGAGAGAGAGAGAGAGAGGGGGGGACCGGGCGUGAGUUCGCUGUGAUUGAGAGAUUUCUUGUCUUGAAUGGUGGAGUGGAAACAUUUUUUUUACAUCUAUCAUCGGAAUAAGAGCACAGAUGGAGGGUAAUAGGGCAGGAUAGAGUUCAAUUGAUAAAAGAAGAUAUUGAUACAUAAAGCCGGUCAACCGUGCCUGUGAACUCUUCUAACACGUUGAUUUCUUAAAUUAAGAAGACAGUUGGGUAGUCUGGAGUUGUCCAUUGCUGGACGGCUUGAUUGAGGGUAGAAGGGAAUUUGUUUGGGGCGCCGAUCUCAAUUCUGGUACAUGAUGUUGUAUUAUUGAAUGCGCUUCUGGCAGCUGAACAAGUUGUGAACACUGCCCAUUCCACUUGAAGCCACUUUCUGCCAUUUUGGUUCCCUCAAACUGCUGUGCUGUUAUCUUUUUCAAGUAACGACGUACACCCGGUGCUCAACUUACAACGCGUACACACGAUGCUAAACUUGUAAUUGGGAUUGUAAUCUUAUACGAGCCUGUUUUUAUUUCAAUUUUCAGCUCGUCAAACUUGGAAAAAAAUUGGAACAUAAAAGCACAGGCGCGUUCUGAAACAAGGAAGUAGUAUGCAUAAGGUAUAGAGCACCGAAGUGACUACGUCACACACACAGUUCUGUGUGAAAAGGGGAAUACGGCGAGAACCAGUGCGUGCACCAAAUACCCGCGCGUACCCAUUCAUUUGCAUUGUACUGGUUCAAGAUGACGUCACACUUCGGUAAUCCAUACCGGAUAUGGUACUGCACACCUGAACGCGCCCGACACUGCACGUGUCGUGGGAGAACAUGUUGGAAGUGGCUUCGGCGUGGGUGUUUCCAGCCUGUCCGAUAUCAAAGGUGGUGCUCAGGUCAAUAAUUAUUGAAUUGCAUCCCUGUAUACGAGAACAUACGGUAAUUAUUAUCCAAGUCAAUCAAGUCAGGUGACCACUAACCUUUUGUCCUUUUCCUCACACCAGUACAGCAACCGUUGCACUCGAUACCCGUUUCCCCUACAGCUCCUAAAGAUUCAGCUGUAACUUUUACUCUUGAUUUUCCAUUCCUUUCAACGUGCAGUUGACUUACCUCUUUCCACUAUAAAAUGACCUGACUGCUGGAAAAACCUUGAUACGUGUAUUGAUAAUAAUAAGAUAGUAAUUCCCUUUUAUCGUCAGGAACUCAGCCGAGUUUGAAAGGGCUAGUUUAAAACCAGUCCAUCACACUUUUGUUCCUAUUCAUAAAUACGUUUUUUCACCGGACAAGUAAAAACAAGACAAAGUUCAUACUUUUCAAACAGUUUUGUUCACCGAUUUGGUGUCUUGUUUUUUUUUCAAAUGUGUACCACUGUCGCCAUAGUUAGUCUAUAGAAUUUGCCUCUUACGCAGGCAGUGUGAAAAUUUCCCUAUAGAAUAAUCCGCCGAUAUGAAAUACACGCCAUUGAUGCUGGCACUGCGUUCGUAAACAGGUGUUGUGCGCUCGUUACAGAACUCUUAUAGGAGGCCGUUUUCCAAUGCCCAACUUCGUCUCCGUCUCCGAAACCAAUCCCCGAUUGUGGGCCUGAAGCGUUUAAAUUAAAUUGAAGUACAGUAAGUGUUGGCUCUUUUGCUUCUUAAUUGAAGUUUGCGGCAGUAUCAGACUUGCUCUUGCGCUUAGGUAGUAAAUAAAACAGUUCAAGCCUGAAACGGAGCCGCAGUCGAGUAUUGGAAAAACGACCCUGAUUUGCCAAGAUGCACGCGCAACUCACAUCAAUGUGUUGUGCCACCGCAGUUUACGAUGUCUCCUCAGAUUAAGCCUGGUUUCCGACGUGAGAAACGUAGAGAGCAACGCAAUCAAGACGCAAAUUGCAACGCAGACAAACGCAAACCAGCCCCAGACGGAUCGGCAAAA
This is a messenger RNA of Acanthaster planci (crown-of-thorns starfish), 9313 nucleotides long. Its product is annotated as galanin receptor type 1-like. Gene Ontology annotation, molecular function: G protein-coupled receptor activity. Gene Ontology annotation, cellular component: plasma membrane. NCBI's taxonomy places the organism in Eukaryota, Metazoa, Echinodermata, Asteroidea, Valvatida, Acanthasteridae. Gene Ontology annotation, biological process: G protein-coupled receptor signaling pathway. The record is from RefSeq and is a predicted model, not a curated record.